UAAUAUUCGGAUCACAUGAAAUACGCUGAUUCCUUCCAGGAAAAAAAAACUGAAUCAUAAGUGAGUUGUUCAUAUAAUACAGACUGGUUUCUCUCACUCUCUUUUUCUCUUUCUCUGGGUUUCUCUCAGUGACCCUCUUUGUCUCUUUGUAACAGAACAUCAAAUAAACUAUCUCCAGACAUCUUAGGUAUCAUCGAAUUCGACUGUUGUUCUUCUUCUUCUUCUUCUUUAAUUAUGCUUUAAUAAAGUCUCUAAAUUAGAUUUUCCUCUUUCUUUGUUUCGCCAUUAUCGUACGAGAAGGAUAUUAAAAAUGGUAAUGGCAAUCAAGGGUACGGAGAAGGUAGAAGAUGGACCUACUGGUUGAAUUUUGGCGGGGGCAGAAACGGUCUCUUUCAAUGAUUUUUAUGUCCAUUGGGGUUCCCCAGUUUCUUCUCACCAAUGACCCAUCUAAUUACUCUUUGCAACUUGCCACAAUCAAACCCUCCAUCCAUGAGAGAGAAUUUUUCUGUUUCAAAGUUUUGAUUUUUAGUGACUGUGAGAGAGAGAGAGAGAGAGAGAGAGAGAGAGAGAGAGAGAAGGACUCGAAGCAGCUAGAGAUAAUCUCAGAUUGUUGUUGUUGUUGUUGUCAAGAUUUUUAGUUUAGGUUUCCUAGAGGAGAUCACAGAUCUUCUUUUCAUAUGAAGAGAUCUUUCCUUCUCUUGUAUGUGCUCCUGGUACAUGCCUUCUAUGGUGCUUUGUGUAGUGUUGGAGGAAGCCUGCAUUGUGAAUAUUCCAAUUUAGCGAGUCUUCACCGGCCUCACAGCGUAUCGAUUACAGAGUUUGGAGCGGUUGGAGAUGGUGUUACUCUAAACACUAAAGCCUUUCAGAAUGCUUUGUUCUACCCCAAUUCUUUCUCUGAUAAAGGCGGUGCCAAGCUUUUUGUUCCCGCUGGUCAGUGGCUUACCGGGAGUUUCGACCUUAUCAGUCACCUCACCUUAUGGCUAGAUAGUGGUGCAACGAUUCUCGGGUCAACGAGCUCAGAGAAUUGGCCCGUGGUUGAUCCAUUACCAUCAUAUGGACGAGGAAGAGAAUUGCCCGGUAGAAGACACAGAAGUCUUAUCUAUGGUCAGAAUCUCACAGAUGUAGUCAUAACAGAAAUUUUAGGCGAGAACGGGACAAUUGAUGGUCAAGGAAGUGUAUGGUGGGAUUGGUUUAGAAAUGGAGAGCUAAACUAUACAAGACCUCAUCUUGUUGAGCUCAUGAACUCUACUGGUCUGAUCAUCUCCAACCUCACAUUCUUGAAUUCACCGUUUUGGAACAUUCAUCCUGUUUAUUGCAGAGAUGUUGUUGUGAAGAAUCUCACAAUUUUGGCUCCUCUUGAAUCUCCAAAUACAGAUGGAGUUGAUCCAGACUCAUCAACUAAUGUUUGCAUAGAGGAUUGUUACAUAGUUACCAGAGAUGAUUUGGUGUCGAUAAAAACCGGAUGGGAUGAGUACGGAAUAUCCUACGCAAGACCGAGCUCCAAGAUCAAGAUCAAUCGGUUAACAGGUCAAACUACUUCAAGCUCAGGAAUAGCAAUCGGAAGUGAAAUGUCAGGAGGUGUGUCCGAAAUAUAUAUUAAAGACUUACAUUUAUUCAAUUCGAAUACCGGAAUCAGAAUCAAGACUUCUCCGGGAAGAGGCGGGUAUGUUAGAAACGUUCACAUCUUGAACGUGAAGCUCGAUAAUGUAAAGAAAGCGAUUAGAUUCACGGGUAAGUACGGUGAACAUCCUGAUAAAAAUUUUGAUCCCAAAGCACUCCCAGCUAUCGAGAAAAUCACCUUUGAGAAUGUAAAUGGUGAUGGAAUCGGUGUUGCGGGUCUACUUGAAGGUAUAGAAGGAGAUGAGUUUAAGAAUAUAUGUUUCCUUAACGUUACUCUUAGAGUGAAGAAGAAUUCGAAGAAAUCUCCAUGGGAAUGCUCAAAUGUUAGAGGUUAUUCACAGUGGGUUUCGCCAGGAAUUACUUGUGAUUCUUUGAAAGAGAGUAUAUUCCCGGAACAUCGAUCUGAUUGUUUCGGGUUAUCGGAAAAUAAUCUGGAGAUAUCAAGUGGUUUAAGUAGAUCACCAUGGUUACUUUCUUGGUAAAGUUACUGUGAAGUUUUGAACAUGGAAGGGGAAACAACGUUUGCUUGAUUCUGAAGAAACCUCUUCGAUUUCUCCUUACAAAUUUUCUCUUAGAGGUUUCGUUUUUUAAAAGUAAUGCUUUCUUUCAUUUUUUGUUGUUUUCUUGUAAAUUUGUGUGCAGUGAGGGCAAUAAUCAGAGUGGCUUAAGAGUUUCUUUUUCCUUCGUUUUGUUUUUCCAUUUUCUUGUAUGGGCUUUUUAAUGCUUUGGUGAGCGGAACAAGUGUAAUAUCUCCGACGACAGUCUUUUGAAAUUUUUUGACAAUUAUUUUUCAA
This is a messenger RNA of Arabidopsis lyrata subsp. lyrata, 2414 nucleotides long. RefSeq names its product probable polygalacturonase. NCBI's taxonomy places the organism in Eukaryota, Viridiplantae, Streptophyta, Magnoliopsida, Brassicales, Brassicaceae. The transcript is spliced from 6 exons. Gene Ontology annotation, biological process: carbohydrate metabolic process. Gene Ontology annotation, molecular function: polygalacturonase activity. Bases 678 to 2102 code for a protein of 474 amino acids. The record is from RefSeq and is a predicted model, not a curated record.